AUGUUCUCAUCUUUCUUCUUCUUCCUCAUUCUUCCUCUUCUUCUCUUCCUUCUUCUUCUUCCUUCAUCUUCUUCUCAUCCUUCCUCUUCUUCUGAUUCUUCUUCUUCUUCUCUUCUUCUUCUUCCUUCAUCUUCUCAUCCUUCCUCUUCUUUUCUUCCUCUUCUUCUCUUCCUUCUUCUCUUCCUUCAUCUUCUCAUUCCUUCCUCUUCUUUCCAUUCUCUUCCUUCUUCUUCUUCCAUUCUCUUCCUUCAUUUCUUCCUUCAUCUCUUCUAUUCUUUCUUCUUCUCUUUCUUCUUCAUCCUUCUUUCUUCUUCAUCUUCUCAUCCUUCCCUUCUCUCCAUUCAUUUCCUCUUCUUCUCUUCCUUCUUCUCUUCCUUCAUAUUCUCAUCCUUCCUCUUCUUCCCAUUCUUCCUCUUCUUCUCCUUCUUCUCUUCCUUCAUCUUCUCAUCCUUCCUCUUCUUUCUUCUUUCUCUCUUCCCAUUCUUCCUCUUCUUCUUCUUCUCCUUCUUCUCCUCUUCUUCAUCUUUCAUCCUUCUUCUUCUUCUCAUCCUUCCUUCUUCUUCUCAUCCUUCUUCUCUCUUUCAUCUCCCCAUUUUCCUCAUUCAUUCUUCUUCUCAUCCUUCUUCUCUUCCUUCUCUUCUCAUCCUUCCUCUUCUUCUCAUUCUUCCUCUUCUUCUCUUCUUCUUCUUCUUCCUUCAUCUUCUCAUCCUUCCUCUUCUUGGUCCCAUUCUUCUUCUUCUUCUCUUCCUUCUUCUCUUCCCUUCAUCUUCUCAUUCUUCCUCUUCUUCUUCAUUCUUCCUCUUCUUCCUUCUUCUUCUCUUCCUUCUUCUCUUCCUUCAUCUUCUCAUCAUUCUUCCUCUUCUUCCCUUUCUUCUUCUUCUUCUCUUCCUUCUUCUCUUCCUUCAUCUUCUCAUCCUUCCUCUUCUUCCUCAUUCUUCCUCUUCUUCUUUCCUUCUUCUCUUCCUUCAUCUUCUCAUCCUUCCUCUUCUUCUCAUUCUUCUUUCUUCCAUCUUCUCUUCCUUCAUCUUCUCAUCCUUCCUCUUCUUCCCAUUCUUCUCUUCUUCUCUUCCUUCUUCUCUUCCUUCAUCUUCUCAUCCUUCCUCUUCUUCCCAUUCUUCCUCUUCUUCUCUUCCUUCUUCUCUUCCUUCAUCUUCUUCUCAUUCUUCUUCUUCUUCAUUCUUCUUCUUCUUUCUUCUUCAUCUUCUUCUCUUCUUCUUCUUCUUCUCAUCCUUUCCUCUUCUUCCCAUUCUUCCUCUUCUUCCCAUUCUUCCUCUUCUUCUCUUCCUUCUUCUCUUCCUUCAUCUUCUCAUCCUUCCUCUUCUUCUCAUUCUUCCUUUUCUUCUCAUCCUUCUUCUCUUCCAUCUUCUCAUCCUUCCUCUUCUUCCCAUUCUUCCUCUUCCUUCUUCUUCUUCUCUUCCUUCAUCUUCUCAUCCUUCAUUUCUUCUCAUUCUUCCUCUUCUUUUCUUCUUCUUCUCUUCCUUCAUCUUCAUUCUUCCUUCUCUUCUUCUUCUCAUUCUUCCCAUUCUUCUUCUUCUCUUCCUUCUUCUUUCUUCAUCUUCUCAUCCUCUUCUUCUUCCCAUUCUUUCUUCUUCUUCUUCUUCUUUCCUUUUCUUCUCAUCCUUCCUCUUCUUCCCAUUCUUCCUCUUCCUCUCUUCCUUCUUCUCUUCCUUCAUCUUCUUCUCAUUCUUCCUCUUCUUCUCAUCCUUCUUCUCUUCCUUCAUCUUCUCAUUCUUCCUCUUCUUCUUCUUCUCUUUCUUCUUCUCUUCUUCAUUCUUGCUUCUUCUUCCUCUUCUUCAUUCUUUCUUCUUAUAUAUUCUUCUUCCUUUCAUCUUUCUUCCUUCUUCCUUUCUUCAUUCUUCCUCUUCUUCUUCUCUUCUUCUCUUCCUUCAUCUUCUUCAAUCCUUCCUCUUCUUCUCAUUCUUCCUCUUCUUCUCUUCUUCCUUCUUCUCUUCCUUUUCUUCUUCUUUCAUUCUUCUUCUCUUCUUCUUCUUCUUCUCUUCUUUCUUCUCUUCCUUCAUCUUCUCAUUCUUCCUCUUCUUCUCAUCUUCUUCCUCUUCCUUUCUCUUCUCAUUCUUUCUUCUUCUCUUCCUUCAUCUUCUUCCCAUUCUUCCUCUUCUUCUCUUCCUUCUUCUCUUCCUUCAUCUUCUCAUCCUUCCUCUUCUUCCCAUUCCUCCUCUUCUUCUUUUCCUUCUUCUCUUCCUUCAUCUUCUUCUCAUUCUUCCUCUUCUUCAUUCUUCUUCUUCCUUCAUCUUCUUCUUCUUCUUCUCUUCUUCUUCUUCUUUUCUUCCUCUUCUUCAUUCUUCCUCUUCUUCUCUUCCUUCUUCUCUUCCUUCAUCUUCUCAUCCUUCCUCUUCUUCCCAUUCAUCCUCUUCUUCUUCUUUGUUUUUCUUCUUUCUUCUUCUUUCUUCCUUCCUCUUCUUCCUCUCUUCAAGUCAUCCUUCUUCUCUUCCUUCAUCUUCUCAUUCUUCUCUUCUUCUCUUCUUCUUCUUCUUCCUUCAUCUUCUUUUCCUUCAUCUUCUUCCCAUUCUUCCUCUUCUUCCAUCCUUUUCUCUUCCUUCUCUUCUCAUUCUUCUCUUCUUCUCAUCCUUCUUUCUUCCUCUUCUUCUCAUCCUUCCUCUUCUUCUCAUCCUUCCUCUUCUUCUUCUUUCUUCUUCUCUUCCUUCAUCUUCUCAUCCUUCCUCUUCUUCCCAUUCUUCCUCUUCUUUCUUCCUUCUUCUCUUCCUUCAUCUUCUCAUCCUUCCUCUUCUAAUUAUUCUUUCUUCUUCUUUCCUUCUUCCUCUUCCUUCAUCUUCUCAUCCUUUCUUUUCUUCUUCCCUUCUUCUCUUCCUUCUUCUCUUCCUUCAUCUUCUCAUUCUUCCUCUUCUUCUCAUUCUUUCCUCUUCCUUCUUCUUCUUCUUUCCUUCAUCUUCUCAUCCUUCUCUUCUUCCCAUUCUUCCUCUUCUUCUCUUCCUUCUUCUCUUCCUUCAUCUUCUCAUCCUUCCUCUUCUUCCCAUUCUUCCUCUUCUUCUCUUCCUUCUUCUCUUCCUUCAUCUUCUUCUCAUUCUUCCUCUUCUUCUCAUCCUUCUUCUCUUCCUUCAUCUUCUCAUUCUUCCUCUUCUUCUCAUCCUUCUUCUCUUCUUUCUUCUUCUUCUCUUCUUCUCUUCUCUUCUUCCUCUUCUUCUCUUUUCUUCCUCUUCUUCUCUAGAUUCCUUCUUCUCUUCCUUCAUCUUCUUCCUUCCUCUUCUUUAG
This is a messenger RNA of Acanthosepion pharaonis, 3228 nucleotides long. The record is from the annotation of a GenBank genome assembly. NCBI's taxonomy places the organism in Eukaryota, Metazoa, Mollusca, Cephalopoda, Sepiida, Sepiidae.